Messenger RNA from Columba livia (rock pigeon), 1268 nucleotides. RefSeq names its product signal-regulatory protein beta-1-like. The record is from RefSeq and is a predicted model, not a curated record. Gene Ontology annotation, cellular component: plasma membrane. The coding region runs from base 168 to 1160 and encodes 330 amino acids. The transcript has 5 exons. NCBI's taxonomy places the organism in Eukaryota, Metazoa, Chordata, Aves, Columbiformes, Columbidae.
AGCAUUGCCAGCAGGGUCAUGACACAGGCGGGCGUCUCCAAUGGCCCAGAGCUCGGCCGGGGCUUCCCCUGAGCCCCCCGCAGCCACCGCUGCGGCUCCCGGAGCAGGGGCUCCGAGCUGCGCUCCUGCCCCGCGCCCAGUGCAGCCCCCGCGCUGGGGGUGAUGCGAUGGUCCCGUCCGGGCUGAGUUCCGCGGAGCUCCCGGGCGGCUCCGCCGCUGCCCCCGCCCGCCCCGGGGCAGGCACCGAAGGCGUUCCCGGCCGCUCGCCUACCGUUUCCUGCGCAGCUUCUCCUUCUCCCGUCCCGCCGCCGCAGCCCCAGCUGGGGCAGUGCCCAUGGCUCGCCCGGUCUCUGCGGCGGCUCCGCUCCUGCUCGGGCCGCUCAGCCUCGUCCCGCUGCGGCUCUGCGCCCCAAACCCUCCUGUCACUGUGCCCAGGUGUGGGUGCCCAGGUGGAUCCAGGCUUCCAGCUGCGACAGCCCCAGGACAAGGUGUCAGUGGCAGCCGGGGGGACACUCACCCUGACCUGCACCGUAUCUGGAGUCAGUCCCCCUGGCCCCGUGAAGUGGCUGAAGGGCUUGGGCAGCGGGAACGUGACUGUUUAUGAGCAGACGGGCUCCUUCCCCCGUGUGACGAGGGCAGUGGAUGGGUCCAACACAGACUUCACCAUCCGCAUCAGGGAUGUUCAGCCUGAGGACUCUGGCACCUAUUACUGCGUGAAGUUCAGUAAAUCGGUGGGUGGCGAUGAGGUGUUUCGACAUGGAGGUGGCACAGAGGUGUCCCUGUAUGAGACAUCUCUCAUUCCCGUCACGGUGGCUGCAGCUGUCGUCCUCUGCUUCCUCCUCCUCGGCCUCUUUGUCGCCUUUUUCGUGUGCAGGAGGAAGCGCAGAGGCGAGACGGAGAGACGGUGCCUGGACAAGCCGGUGGCCGUGGGCAGCUUCUCACCCCCGACGCUGUGGUGCUGUGCAGGGACCCCCCCCAGCACCCUCAGCAGCGAAGUCCUGGAUGCAGAGGCCUCAGGUCUGCCCAGCAAGCAAAGCAGCAAGGAGGACAACGAAAUCCACUACGCUGAUCUGCAGCCCCUGCCUGCGGCCACACGGCGCAGCAGGAGCCCCGGCACAGCCUGCUCCGAGUACGCCAGCAUCAGGGUAGAUACCAAGUGAUGUGUGGCACCGCAGCCCGGGAGGCCAAAGAGCCCAUUUUCAAGGAGGAAGCAGGGACAUUUCUACAGAGUGCAAUAAAGAAGUGAAUCUGUUCAUGUGGCACAACUC